AUGGCUUCCAUGGAAAACACGAGCAGGAGCAAGCUUCCACACUUCGUCAUGGCUACUUUUGCAAAAUUACCAAAACAACGUUCAGAGCUGGACUUGGAUGGAGCCAUCGGCCCCGUGAGAAGUCAGUCUUGGAUAGAAUCGUUGCCGCCUGAAGCAGCCAUGAAGACUGAAGUGAUGCGAGAGUUGCUGCGCUACUUCCGCCUUAAAGAAUACCCCAAAGGAGCUGUCAUAGAGUCGGUUGAUUUUCCGAUCGACAACUUUUACGUCAUCCUUGACGGAAUCCUCGUUCUACAAGAUGAAAGAGGAAACGAAGUAGCAUCCCGAUUAUAUGCAGGGGACUGUGUUGGAAACGAGUUCUUGAAGUCAAGCAUCUGGAACAAAGACUUGAAAGUAGAGAGGUAUGAUUGUUUUGGUGAAGAGCUGAAUCUGAGAGCCUAG
This is a messenger RNA of Guillardia theta CCMP2712, 438 nucleotides long. RefSeq lists its product as hypothetical. The record is from RefSeq and is a predicted model, not a curated record. The coding region runs from base 1 to 438 and encodes 145 amino acids. NCBI's taxonomy places the organism in Eukaryota, Cryptophyceae, Pyrenomonadales, Geminigeraceae. The transcript is spliced from 3 exons.